Messenger RNA from Neltuma alba, 1013 nucleotides. Its product is annotated as probable cytokinin riboside 5'-monophosphate phosphoribohydrolase LOGL10. Gene Ontology annotation, cellular component: cytosol; nucleus. The record is from RefSeq and is a predicted model, not a curated record. Bases 60 to 698 code for a protein of 212 amino acids. Gene Ontology annotation, biological process: cytokinin biosynthetic process. NCBI's taxonomy places the organism in Eukaryota, Viridiplantae, Streptophyta, Magnoliopsida, Fabales, Fabaceae. The transcript is spliced from 7 exons. Gene Ontology annotation, molecular function: hydrolase activity, hydrolyzing N-glycosyl compounds.
AACAAUCUUGGCAUUCCCUCCCUGGGCACUUGGCAGUGGCGAGCACACUUUACCCUCAAAUGAAUUGCAGGUUCAAACGUAUCUGCGUGUUCUGUGGCAGCAGCCCUGGCAAGAACCCCAGCUACCAGCGAGCUGCUCUUCAGCUCGCUCACCAACUGGUGGAAAGGAGCGUGGACUUGGUGUAUGGAGGAGGCAGCAUUGGGCUGAUGGGUUUGGUGUCACAGGCCGUCCGUGACGGAGGUCGCCACGUAUUAGGAGUCAUUCCCAGGACACUUACGCCAAGAGAGAUAACGGGAGAAACGGUGGGGGAGGUGCGAGCUGUAUCGGGAAUGCACCAACGCAAAGCCGAGAUGGCUCGACAAGCCGACGCAUGCAUCGCCUUGCCAGGUGGGUAUGGCACCCUGGAAGAACUAUUGGAAAUCAUCACCUGGGCUCAACUGGGAAUUCACGACAAACCAGUGGGCUUGUUGAACGUAGACGGCUACUACAACUCGUUGCUGUCAUUCGUUGACAAAGCCGUGGAAGAAGGCUUCGUCGCACCCGCUGCCCGUCACAUUAUUGUGUCUGCCCAAACUGCCCACGACCUAAUGUCCAAGCUCGAGGAAUACACUCCCCAGCACCACGGGGUGGCCCCUAGGCUUGGCUGGGAGACGGAGCAACACUUGGUUUACACUGCAAAGUCAGACAUCUCGCGUUGACCAAACACACAAACAUGCAGCAUCCUAGACGUCAACUCCACGCAGUAGUCCCCACAGUUCUUCUUCUGUUGAUUAGCUGUGGAUUCCUUGCCGCUUUUAAGAUACAAGAUUAAAUGUGUGUGUGUGUGUGUGUAAUGUCCUCUGUUCUCUUUUUUCCUGCUGUGAUUUGGGACCGAUGAAGCAGAAUCAGAAGGGGAUGAUUCACUGUGCGCUGGAAUCUGCCACAUGAAUAAAAUCAAUCAAUAGUGGAGGAAUUUUUCAUGAUAUGGUGCAUGACUGUUAUAAUAAAUGAAGUUGAAUAAGGCUCUUAAUUAA